Molecule: messenger RNA, 867 nt
Organism: Ilex paraguariensis (yerba mate)
Lineage: Eukaryota; Viridiplantae; Streptophyta; Magnoliopsida; Aquifoliales; Aquifoliaceae
Source: the annotation of a GenBank genome assembly
AUGCCUCAAGGGAAGAGUGUCUUUGACGAGUUUGCUUACGGGCAAAUGAUAGAUUCAUUUUGUAGAUAUGGAAGAUACAAUGGGGCUGCAAGGAUUGUUUACAUGAUGAGGAAGAGAGGGUGUACGCCGAGCUUAGUGGCGUAUAAUUCUAUUGUCCAUGGGCUCAGCGAGGAUGAUUGUAUGAGGGCUUAUCAAUUGUUGGAAGAAGGGAAAAAGUUCGGGUACUUGCCCUCGGAGUUUACUUACAAGGUUUUGAUGGAGGGUCUUUGCAGAGAAUGCGACCUUUGCAAGACUGAAUGCCAGCCUGAUGUUAUUACCCUCAACACAGUUAUCAAUGGUUUCUGCAAGAUGGGGAGAAUUGAAGAGUCUUUAAAAGUAUUUCAUGAUAUGAUGACUGGGAAGUUCUGUCCACCUGAUGUGGUGACCUUCACUUUCUGUCCACCUGAUAUGGUGACCUUCACUUCUAUUAUAUGUGGGCUGUUGAACAUUGGAAGAACCGAAGAAGCUUUUGAUCUAUUGCAUAAUGUUAUGCCUAAAAAGGGUCGUAGUCCUGGUGUUGUGACUUAUAAUGCAGUUAUCCGAGGCUUGUUUCGAUUACGUCGGGCAGAUGAUGCUAUGGAGGUUUUUAAUGGCAUGGUGAGGGGUGGUGGGGUUGCCAACAGUACUACGUACACAGUUAUAAUUGAUGGAUUGUGCGAGUCUGACCAAAUACCUGAAGCUAAGAGACUCUGGGAUGAGGUUAUCUGGACCUCAAAGGUUCAUGAUAAUUUUGUCUAUGCAGCUAUGAAUUUUGAUUUCCGGUUAAAUUCAUUUUGGUUCUAUGCCAAUGAUUCACCCUUGCCCCCAAAGAGAAAAAAAUACUUAUAA